This is a messenger RNA of Bradysia coprophila, 1705 nucleotides long. RefSeq names its product cytochrome P450 3A24-like. The record is from RefSeq and is a predicted model, not a curated record. Lineage: Eukaryota; Metazoa; Arthropoda; Insecta; Diptera; Sciaridae. Gene Ontology annotation, molecular function: iron ion binding; heme binding; oxidoreductase activity, acting on paired donors, with incorporation or reduction of molecular oxygen.
AUUGUUGCGUUGUUGUCAUUCAAUUAAACUGAAUCGGCUGUUGCAGCUAACAGUGAGUUUUGUGAGAUAACUAGAAAAGACUGUGAAGAUAUUUUGCGGAGAACAUGUUGAUCUUAGCGUUGGUUGUAAUUUCGCUGUUUUACCUAAUCUACAUGCGACAACAGCAAAUGUCCACCAUGAAAAGAUUGGGCAUUCCCGGUCCGAGACCGAACUUUAUUUUCGGUCAUUUAAUUGAAAUUGUCAGCGAAGGAUUUAACAGCCUAUUCCCCAAAUGGACCAAGAAGUACGGACCGAUUGUCGGUUUUUACAUCGGUGGACGACCGCAGCUGUUGGUCACCGAUCUGGAAUUGAUUCGUCGAGUGUUGGUCAAAGAUUUUCAAAUAUUCAGCAACCGAAGUGAAUGGAUACCGGGCGGCAUUCAUCCCACACCAACGUUACAGAAAAUGAUGCUGUGGGCUCGCGAUAAUGUUUGGAAGAAUUUGCGUGCCACCAUAUCGCCAUCGUUUUCGCCGCACAAAUUAAAUGCCAUGGAGCCGUUGAUGAUGAUAUCCAUUCGUAAUUUGUUCGAUGAACUGGAUGAUAAGGCCGGCAGUGGACGUGAGUUUAAUCUGAAGCCACUGAUAUCGGAUAUGACGUUUUCCAGUGCAUCCAAAUGUAUUUUCGGACUCAAUAUGUCGCUGAAACAGCUGUCAACCGAAGCGGAAAGCUUCGCAGCAUCGUCUGGUCCACGCUUGGAAAAAUCAAUGCUAGCAAUGACGAUGAUGCUAUUUCCAUCGCUGACAUUCAUUGUUUAUCCGCUAAGGGUUUGUUGGGAACGACUUCGAAUGUUCAUGUUAUGGUCGGCUGACGGUGUAACUUAUGACGUUGCGAGGAAAAUCGUUCAAACUCGACGGGCUGCCAAGUCGGAGUCUAAUGAUUUUCUGCAAUUGCUAAUGAAUGCUAAGCGAAUUCAGACAACCACCGACGCAAACUUGGAAAUGUCAGCCUCAGCCGACGAUGUUAAAGCGAACCAAAAUUUAUUGGGCAAACAGACGCACAGUGAAAGCCUAUCCGAAGAAGAGAUCCUAUCGAAUGCAAUGCUGUUCCUGUUGGCUUCAUACGAAACAACAUCUCUGACCCUUCAGUUUUGUCUGCACAAUUUGGUGAAUCAUCAAAGUGUCCAAGACAGAUUAAGAACUGAACUUCGGAAAGCAGUUGCCCCGGACAAAAAAACCAUUAAAUCCGCUGACCUUUCCACAGUUCCACUACUAAAUCAGAUUAUCAACGAAACGCUUAGAAUGUUCCCGCCUGUAGCUCCGUUCACAACAAGAGUGGCGAAUGAGGAUUACAGAUAUGAGGACAUUCGAAUACCGAAGGGAACCAGUAUAUUCAUCGGGGUGUCGUCCAUUCACAAGGAUCCAACAUUUUGGCCCGAACCGGAAAAAUUUCGACCGGAGCGAUUUGAGCGGGAACUCGAUGAAAAGUUGGCCUUUUUACCGUUUGGUGGCGGACCGAGAAAUUGUAUUGGCAUGCGGUUCGCUUAUAUGGAAGUUCAGUUAGUUUUGGCAAACUUAAUCCUGCAGUACAGAUUCGAACCGGGACCGUCAACCGAAAAGGAUCCCAUUGAGACGGAGGAAACGUUUGUGACGUUACUACCGAAGAAUGGCGUAUUUUGUAGAGUAACUAAAAUUGAAGAAUGAAAUCAAUAAAUUUCGAUCAGAAAAUC